AUGGCUUCAACAAUCUCCACUUCCGCUUCAAAUUUCGAUGAGCUUCGGUGGGUUAUCAACAUCCGUCGUUCCCUAGCUGAAGAAAUCGAAGAAGAAACGGAAGUCCCCGUUUCCAUUUUCAACGUUCCCAAAACCCUCAUGUUAACUGAUCCUGAAUCAUAUAUCCCUCAAAUGGUUGCUCUUGGUCCUUACCAUUAUUCGCGUCCCGAACUCCAUGAGAUGGAAAGAUACAAACUUGCAGCAGCCAAAAGAGCCCAGAAACAUCUCCACCGUGUAAAAUUCAAUACUCUUGUUGACAACUUGAUGAGAUUUGAACCCCAGAUUCGAGCAUGUUAUCAUAAGUAUCUGCAUUUCAAUGGUGAAACGUUAGCUUGGAUGAUGGCCAUCGAUGCUUCUUUCUUGCUUGAGUUUCUACAGAUCUAUGGUCUCGAAGAAGGGAAGACUCUUUCCAGAGUUUCAUCGCGGAUGUCACAUUUGGUCGAUUAUGCUGGAAGGAAAUCAGCUCACAAUUCAAUUCUUAGAGAUAUUGUGAUGCUUGAGAAUCAAAUCCCUUUGUUUAUCCUUCUAAAGGUGCUUGAAAUCCAAUACUCGUCACUGGAACUGGCUCAUGAUUUGUUAGCUUCGAUGUUAAAGGGACUAACUAAAGAGCUCUCCCCUUUGAAAGCCACAGAUAACUUGCCCAAGAUCGAUAUCUCAAACCGUGCUCAUGUUUUGGACUUCCUUCACUACAUGGUCGUCCCCAUGGUCGAUGAAGAACAGUCUGAAACAAACGAGCCAGAAGAUCACAAAGAAGACCAAGGCCAUAAAACAAGUGAUUCCCAAUUUCCAAGUUAUCUACCGAAUGAGUUAUGGAAUCUGGUCUCGAAAAUAAAGAAAGGUCUAAUACGAAACAUCAAAGCUUUGCUGCUAUCGAGACCUGUUAGAGUCUUGCUUACGUUGCCUUGGAAAGUCGUCUCUAAUCUCCCUGGAUUUUCAAUGCUGAAGCAGCUAAUUGAAUAUUUGUUCUUCUCACAAGACAAGGAAGAAGAAAAACCAGAAAACGGUUCUUGCCUAAACAAGCCCCCGCUGGCGGAGGAGAUCGCCAUACCCUCCGUUGUGGACCUCUGUAAAUCAGGAGUCCGUUUUAUACCCACCAAUGGGAACAUUUCCAGUAUUAAAUUUGACCCCGAUACUUCCACGUUCCAUCUUCCGACUGUCGCCUUAGACAUUAACACAAAGGUUGUGUUAAGGAAUUUGGUGGCAUACGAAACAUCAAACGCAUCGGGGCCUUUGGUUUUCACACGCUACACUGAAUUAAUGAACGGAAUCAUCGAUACCAAGGAAGAUGUGAAGCUACUGAGUGAAAAUGGGAUAAUUGUGAACCAUUUGAAGAGUGAUGAAGAGGCUGCUGAGUUAUGGAAUGGGAUGAAUAAAUCCAUUAGAUUGACCAAAGUCGGGUUCUUGGAUAAAGUGAUUGAAGAUGUUAACAAGUAUCAUAAUUGCAGAUGGAAUGUUAAAGCCAGGAAAUUCUUUGAACAAUAUGUAUAUGCUUCCUGGCAGUUUUUAACAUUGUUGGCUGCAAUUAUGCUUCUGAUUUUGUUGGCAUUUCAGGCCUUUUGCUCCGUUUAUAGCUGCUCUCGACUAUUACGAAUACACAACUCAUAA
Molecule: messenger RNA, 1644 nt
Organism: Gossypium raimondii (Peruvian cotton)
Lineage: Eukaryota; Viridiplantae; Streptophyta; Magnoliopsida; Malvales; Malvaceae
Product: putative UPF0481 protein At3g02645
Exons: 1
Coding region: 1-1644 (547 amino acids)
Source: RefSeq, a predicted model, not a curated record